AUGAAUCAACAAAAUUUUAUUAUUAGGUCUGGUGGACAGACUGGUGUUGACAGAGCAAUAUUAGAUGCAGCUAUAGAUUUUAACAAAAUCAAAGCUGAAGCAAAUGAACCUGAAGUAAUUGAAAUUACUGGAUGGUGUCCACUAGGCAGAAGAGCUGAAGAUGGACCAAUUCAUAAAAAAUAUCCACUUUUAGAAACAACAACAGAUAAUUACUCUCAAAGAACAGAGUUAAAUAUUAAAGAUUCAACUGGAACAUUAAUCAUACUUUUAGAAAAAACUGAAGCAGAUAAUGGAACAAAAUACACAAUUGAAAAAGCCAAUGAAUUUAAAAAACCAUUAAAAAUCAUUUAUCUUGGUGAAAAUUCUCAAGAAAAUAUUGUUCAAAUUCUUAAUUGGUUAAAAGAAAACCAAAUCAGACAUUUAAAUAUUGGAGGUCCAAGAGAAAGCAAUUCACCAGGAAUUUAUGAUAAAACAUAUUUCUUUAUACUUGAAUUAUUAAAUGAGAUGAGUGACAAUCAAAUUCUUUUUUAA
Dentiscutata erythropus is the source of this 531-nucleotide messenger RNA. Lineage: Eukaryota; Fungi; Glomeromycota; Glomeromycetes; Diversisporales; Gigasporaceae. The record is from the annotation of a GenBank genome assembly.